ACGUUUAUAGCUCCCUCUGAUGACCAUUGGACACUACACAACAUAAGUCUUCUUUUAUUUUUGUGCAUACAUUCAACUGACAGCUGACUGGUUAAAUUCUAAUUGCUUCCAAGUGAGGUCAGCAAAGGUAUUUAUCGAAAAGGACUGAACAACAGGCUCAACACACACACGCACGCGCACGCACAAGCGCAUACACACACCACCGCUCUUGCGUGUUGAUUUAUGGAAACAAUUAUAAUUCUGCUGAAGUCUUUCUGAGCUGAGAAAGUUUGUAGCUACAGUAGAGCGUCUCAUGUUGCAAAAGGCAGACAACAGAAAUGGAAUACUUGUGUAUCCAGCUGUUAUCAACAGGAACAAAUCUUUUACUUUCAGUGCAAGCAGCAAAUUCAAGUAGUACAGAAGGUCAUGACAGCCAAGGUUAUUAUAACCGGUUUCUUUAAAGGAUAUCCUGACUGAAAAGAUAUUUAAGGAGAUAUCCUGUUUCAACAUCAGUAACUAUUAAGGAAUAAGGAUCAGAAUUCUGGAAGAGGAAGCAAUCUCAAUUAAAUCAAUCUACAACUCGCUGUAAAGACAGAAGGCAGGUCAAUGACCUAGGAGCAACGAUCUACUUGAGUUUUAAUUUUCAUUAUGUUGUUCAUGAACACCCAGAACACUGCACUAUAAUGCACAAAUGGAUACUGACAUGGAUCCUGCCGACUUUGCUCUACAGAUCAUAUUUUUACAUUAUCUUUCUAGUGGGCACUAUAUCUUUAGCUUGCAAUGACAUGACUCCAGAGCAAAUGGCUACAAAUGUGAACUGUUCCAGCCCUGAGCGACAUACCAGAAGUUAUGAUUAUAUGGAAGGGGGGGAUGUAAGAGUGAGAAGACUUUUCUGUCGAACUCAAUGGUAUAUGAGGAUUGAUAAACGAGGCAAAAUAAAAGGGACACGAGAAGCAAACAACAACUAUAGUAUUCUGGAAAUAAGAACAGUGGCAGUUGGAGUAGUGGCAAUUAAAGGUGUGGAAAGUGAAUACUUUCUAGCAAUGAACAAGUCUGGAAAACUCUAUGGAAAGAAAGUAUGCAACGAGGACUGCAACUUCCGAGAACUGAUUGAAGAAAACCAUUACAAUACUUAUGCUUCAGCAAACUGGACAAACAAAGGGAAAGAGAUGUUUGUGACAUUAAACCACAAAGGUGUCCCUAUGAAAGGUAAAAAAACAAAGAAAGAACACAAAGCAUCCCACUUUCUUCCUUUGGCAAUAUCCUAAUCAUAUAUGAUCUACAGAGAACUAGUUCCAGCAGGAAGAUUAUUUUUAAAGAGACUGAACAAGUAAUCAAGAGAGGCUGGAAUACUACUGAAAAACUGAACAAGCUGGACUUGCGCAUUUAUGUUUAUUUUAAAGAGACUUCAUUAAAAAGAUUUGAAAAUAUACACAAAAUCAGAUUUAGUAACUAAAAGUUGUAAAAAAUUGUAAAGAGUUGUACAAUCAUUAUGUUAGUAAUAGUAACUGGGUAGUUUCUUAAAUUAAUUUACCCUUAAGAGCAAUUCAUGACUUGAUUAUCUGAUGAUAUUUUAUUUAAAAACCUAUCUGCUUAUUAAACAUGGCUGCUAUAAUAAUAAUAAAGCAGAUGAUAAUGUAAUGUAAAAUAUGUCAGACUUUAAGGCUGCUGGAAUGAUUUGUCAGAUUAUCAAGUCAAUACUAAAUGUGGAGAUUGAGCAGUAUUUUAAAUAGUUCCCAGAGAAACUGAUAAACUAUACAUAAACUAGGAUCAGAAAAAAACCUUAAAUCUUAUAAAUUUGUUACUGUCAUAUUGAGAUUAAAAAAGCUUGUUUGGAAAAUUAAGGUUGCACCACUACAAAAUGUCAAAUGUAUUAACAAGAUCAAAUACCUAAUGCUGCUCUAAAAGAUGUUUCAAAAUAGUGUAUGUAAAAUAAUAGGGAAUAGGGAAUAAAUAAAAAUGUACUUCAUCUCACUUUCCACAAAAUAACAUUUUAUAUAACGACGAAGUAAAAAUUCAGACAUCUUAAGGUUUUUUAUGUAACAUAACCUAUCUUUUGUAUAAUUCCUGUUAGGGCAUAUGGCUUUUAAUAUUGUUUUUCCACCGUUAUUCAUGCUUUUUCUGUUGUUACAGCAUUAAACUUUAUUUUAAGUUAUAUUUGAACUUUAUUGUUCUAAGUUAUUUAAGUUGAUGUUAUUUAUAAAAAAAAACUUAUUAAGCUGCAUCUGUUUCAUAUGCUUUUAAUUCCAAAGGAAUAACAAAAUGGUCUGGCUGAGCUGCAUUGUUUUUUUUCUAUGACCAGACACACAGUCUAGUACACAAGACUCUUGCCAACAUGCACUGGAUGGCAGACAAAAAUGACAGCCUGCAGCAAUUCUUACAAAUGAAGUCUCACAGGGAACAACCCAAAAAUGUAAAAAAAUCUUUUGCCACAUACUCCUGCCAAUUAAGUUUAAUAGCAUUCCCAGAGUUACAGCAGAUAUAGAAAAGUUGUAGCUCUGAUAGAUAUUGGGCUACUUCCUCGGUUGGUAUAAAUCAGCACUGAGUUCUAUGGAGCUACACCAAUUUACACCAGCUGGGGUAAUGGUCCAGAAAGUCUAGCCAAUAACAAUGAAACCUCAUGACACUAGAGAUUUAAAUCCUCUAUCCACAGAUGUAAAUAGUUCAAUAACUAUUGCCACAUGAAUAGUUCAGCGUCUCUACUUUAAUUCUUGCCCUCGCUCUUCAGACUGGCAACAAAUUUUCCAGUUAAUAUUAUAUGAGUACUUGUUUGCUAUAGGAAAUGGACAGAGAUCACCAAAUAAUUACACUAAAAAGCAGCUGUUAGACAAUCACUAUUAACCUUGGAUAGAUUCAAAGCAGUUUCCAAUGGAGUUAAAAGCUCAAUUUUCCACUGCAGACUCUUGAGGUGCAUCUACAUUAGGGCUUUUGCCAGUAUAGAAAUGUUUUUUUAAAAAAAAAAAUCACAUCCUUAACCAACAUUACCGUACUAGCAAAAGUUUCUAAAAUAGAACUGGCCUAGGUUAGUUCACGUUUUGAAAGCAAAAAAUGAAACCCCACUAACAUUGUUUGUGUUUAGCUACUCUAUUGAAGCUGGAUUUAAAAUGCAACCAUACGCCAACAUGCUUAAAAUUAAAUCCAGAAUCAGAGUUGGCUUUUCUAAAGAUUUUAUGAUUAGGUAAUUCAAACAGAGAGCAGUAAGAUCAAAUGUUUCUUAAACAUUGUUGAUAAUUUUUAUUUGCAAUUUUUAUAUUUGCCUUGCCUAUUGGGCUGACAUUGUGACACCUUGAACUGUCUGUAUAUGAUCAAGGAUCAGAAGAGGCUGAGUAUCUAUGUUUAUGUUGCAAAGAAGACUGCCAGCUUAUAAGGAAAGAUGAUCAAGAUAAAACAAAAACAUUUAAAAUUGCAAUGUAAUUAACAGGCCAGAUCAUACUCCCUUUGAUCCAUGCACAGAGGAUCAUUCACACACGGAUCAUCACCUUUAUCUGCGUGGGGAAACUACCUAGCCCAAUGUUUGUUAAACGUCUGAACAGAAAAAGUAUUAUAAAAUGAUAAAUACUAUUAGCAUGGAGAGGUGAAACGUCAUUUUUCUAUAUGGACUAGCCUACCUGUUUGAUUUUAAGGGAAUUCGGCAUGUGGGGUUGCUGUAGAAUGAAGCAGCGUGUGACUCCAUACUCACAGCCACUGUUCUCAAUCAGAACCACUGGAUAUGUGAACUUUUGAAAAUCUGGCCAUGCCAUUUAGGUGCCUAAAUAGGAGAUGAGCUCUUUUAAACAUAUGCACCCAUAAGUAAUUUCAUACUCAUACUUUUGGAAGAGACAGAUUGUAAAUUCUCAGUUAUUAGAUUUGCUUUUCCAAUCAGAUAAAAUUAGAUUUUAAAAUUAACACUAUAAUUGCAGUUACAUUUUAAAAAGAUUUUAAAUCACUGACUAAUAAUUAACUAUUCUGGACCAGAUUGUGUCCCCAAGAUCUUCAUGGAUAUCUUUCCCCCGGCCUUGUGAUUGGACUAGUGUUAGGCGUAGGUGGAGCCUGGUAGAUGCACACUGUCCCCUCACCAGUUCUACAGAGAUUACCUGGGAAAGUUAAUACAGUCUGGGCUGCAUUAAUUCUCAUGUGAAUCCCUGUCUGUGGGAUCCACCUUUAAGGGCAGUUCUGAGGGACAACCGAGGCCAAUCUGUUUCUCUGGUAUUAUGGCUCUUUAGGUUGCCAUGCUACAAGAGUGCAUGCAUGGGGGGGCGGGGUGGGAGUCGGGGGAGAGUUACCAGGGCUACAGAGCCAGUGCAGAGCUAUAUGGGUUUCUGUAGAUCCCUUGGGAUUUGGGUCUACAGCAGUGGUUCUCAACCUCUUUACCAUUGUGGGCUACAUAUGUGGACUACAUCCAAUACUACCUUUAUGGCCCUGAGGAUGUCACAUGGGCUGCAGCUCUGUGCUGAUUGGGGCACAAGUGGCCCGUGGGCCGCAGGUUGAGAACCACUGGUCUACAGACUUCUCUGAGAUGCACACAAAACUCAUCCCCCCAGAUGGAAUGAUUAAAAACAAACUGCUCAAGGUGAUCCUUGCAGAGUUUAUUUUCCCUUAACUCUGUCCCACAAAGUUUACUGUGUGGAGAGAUCCAGUCCUCUGUUGUUUGAAAUCAAAUUACUUUAAACAAUUUUCUGUAAUAUUAGUGCUCAUGUAUUUUAAAAUCUUUCCUGUCUUUUCCACUAUAAGAAUAGAAUUGGAUGUGUUCCAAGGGCUAUGAUAUAUAUUUAUGUACUAUUUCUAACAUUUUCCUGACAUUAAUGUGUAGAGAGCAUCCCAUGAAGUUCUCAAUUCUGUCCAAGUUCAAGUACUUUAUAAAACACAUUAUUUCAAAUUCAUUUGUACUUUAGCAAUAAGAGCCAAAACUAUCAAACCAUCUACUAAAGAAAAAAUCAGACUAUUCAAAACUAAUUUACCAGAAUAAGUCAUCUAAGUUAGUAUUUUUAUUCUACAGUAUAAAAUAGACUUUUGGAACCAACCUUUAAUCAAGGGUCAGUGAUAAACACAUGCCAAGUGCUUUGUUCUCUGUAGUGGUGCACAUACAUGAUGUAUGGAAACUUAGUGAGGUUAAAAAAAAGUCUGUGCUGGGUUACCAGGAUGCCAAAAUUUAUGAGGUGACAUUUGUACCUAUCAUCCAAAUUACUCUGCCAGACCCUCUGAUGCAGAACCCAUUCAACAGCAUAUGAGGAUGCAGUAGACAGAAGUGCUGUGUUGCCUCCCUAGGUGGAGCUAUGGUCAUUGAAGAUGUUUUAGUGCUUCAAAAGAGCUCAGCAGAAUAGAAACUGUCUGAACGGAGUCAUAUAUGGGAGUGACAACAGGGAAUCACAGAUAGGAUAUAAGCCAGAGAUAAUGGGUAAAAAAAGUGAUAGUUUGUGCAAAGAAAAGGGAAGGGAAAUACACCAUUGUUAUGGGGGAGAAAGGGAGAGAGAUAGCCCAGGUACAAAGGGAAGGAAAGAGUCUACACAGGUGGAAGAAGAAAACAACAAUAAGGGGCGGGGGGGGGGAAGGGCAGAGAUUAUGGGAGAGUAGAGAAGAAAUAAACAAAAUAAAGAGACAAGUGUUAACAGAUACAACCAGAAAAAAUAGAAGAUUGAUAAAAUGGAAGAGGAAAAGAACAAUAAAACAGAAAUGGAGGAAUAAGAGGGAUAAUAAAGGAUCAGAUCCUCAGGUGGGCUGUGGUCACUUUGUGCUGCCCUGCUGUCAUACUUUGGAUGCAAAAGCUGAGUAAGUGGUUCAGGGAGGAUCACCCCAAUUGCAAGGGUGAUCCUGUAGCAGCAUAGAGCCAGCGCAAGGCCUUAUAUUCCGCACUGCUCUCCUUGCUGUCAACUUAGCAGAGAAGAGCAGUGUGGUUACUGAAAAGGGGCCAUGACUGGGAAAUCACUGUUAUGUCUUUCUCCUGGGUUUGGCCUUCAGCUCCUUAUGGCCUUUACAGGCCAGUCUAACUUAGAGCAGUCCUUAGGUUGCUCUAACCCAGGGCACAGUGGAAAGCAUGCACAGUGAAGCUCAUAGAUCAGGGCAGCAUAAUUGGGAACUUUACACUGUCUCCUAACUUCCAUUCUAUAUUAUGUAAGUACCUAAGGAUCAGAUCCUUAAAAUCCAUCCCACAAGAAAAUAUACCUCUCGUCAGUCUCAAACCUGAAAAAUGAGUUUGGAUCUUAGAAAGUGGCAGAGGUAAUUAGCCUAAACUGACCAAACCAAAGGUAAGAAGACCUAAAAAUGUAAGGAUAGAAAGACAAAGGAAAAGAAGAAGGAAUAGCUGUCAGAUUUCUUUUGGUAUUAAAAUAUUUUCAAUUUACUCUUUUUCAAAUAUUUUUGACGACAAUCCUCACAUCAAUCCCAGUAUACAAUUGUAUUGUAUACAAUUGGGGUGCAAACCCUUCUGUCAAUCCAGCUUCUUCCCUUGUCAUCUAUUCUUCCACUCCCACUUCUGGCACCUUUUCAAUAUAAAUUAAGUGCAGUUCUAGUAAAUGUACCUAUCUGUAGUUUAGUGCUUUACUGCUGAACUGCACUAAGAACCCAAGCUGACUACCAACACGCAACUAAAUAUGGCUAGCUACUUGUUAUUACACAAACACCUUCUAGAACUACUACCUGGUGCACAACUAAUUCCAAGACAAUUGUUCCAGCCUGCACUGCACUUCUACUGGCAGCAGGAACUCUAUAUGUAAGGGAGGGGAAGGGAUGGCAAAGUUUGACCAAGACUGGUCUUAAAUAGAGAAAACCGGAGCAAAAAAUGGGAACUAACUGGUGUCAAUACUGUCAUCUCACCAGGCACUGAAAGUAUGAGUAUGCUGUUAAUAUAUCCCAGAAUUAAAUUUGCCUUUUUCGCAAUUGCAUCACACUGUUGACUCAUAUUCAAUUUGUGAUCCACUGUAACUCCCAGUAGUACUGCCUUGGCAGUUAUACCCCAUUUUGUAAUUGUGCAUUUGAUUUUUCCUUCCCAAGUGUAGUACUUUGCAAUUGUCUAUAUUGAAUUUCAUCUUGUUGAUUUCAGACCAAUUCUUCAAUUUGUCAAGGUCAUUGUGAAUUCCAAUCCUGCCCUUCAAAAUGCUUUCAACCCCUUCCAGUGUGAUGUCAUCCACAAAUUUUAUAAGCAUAUUCUCCACUCCAUUAACCAAGUCAGUAAUGAAAAUGUUGAAUAGUAUCAAACCCAGGACAGACCUCAGCAGGUCCCCACCAGAUACAUCCCCUCAGUUUGACAGUGAACCACUGAAAUUACUCUUUGAGUACGGUUUUUCAACCAAUAGUGCACCCAAUUUAUUAUAAUUUCAUCUAGAUUAUAUUUCCCUAGUUUGCUUACUAAAAUCAAGACAAAUCACAUCUACUGUUUCCCCACUAUCCACUAGGUCAGUAAUAAAAAAAGGAAAUUAGCUUCUUUUGGCAUGAUUUGUUCUGGACAUGUUGGCUGUUAUUUAUCAUCCUAUGAUCCUCUAGAUGCAUCCGGUAGCCCAGUGAGCUAGCUUGCCUUUAUUAUAUGCACUGCUUUGCAUUAUAUUCUGCUUUGAUGUGAUGGUGAUGGGGAAGACAAUGGCUAACAUUUCAGGUUGUUCUACAAGGGAUGGUGUGAGUAUAUGGAUGUGCAGAUGGACAUUCUGUAGUAAGCUCUAGCUAAGUUGGGGUGUUUGUGACUGUACUUAAUGUAUUAAUAAACUAU
Messenger RNA from Chelonia mydas (Green sea turtle), 7654 nucleotides. RefSeq names its product fibroblast growth factor 7 (gene FGF7). The transcript has 4 exons. Bases 663 to 1247 code for a protein of 194 amino acids. The record is from RefSeq and is a predicted model, not a curated record. Lineage: Eukaryota; Metazoa; Chordata; Testudines; Cheloniidae. Gene Ontology annotation, cellular component: cytoplasm. Gene Ontology annotation, biological process: regulation of cell migration; positive regulation of gene expression; positive chemotaxis. Gene Ontology annotation, molecular function: growth factor activity; type 2 fibroblast growth factor receptor binding.